GUCUCAUUUUCCAACGCUUAUCUAGUGCGUGUUUGCUCCUUGCCGGCUCUGCCACCAAGUGCUGUCAUACAAACACCUAGAGGACGAGACCAGGUAGACGAGGGUGAAGACGUGACGUACGCAUGCAACCCUGGGCACGAGUUGACAUCCGGGUCUCUUACAAGAAGAUGCCAAAGCGAUGGAGAAUGGAGCUUACAGGCCCCAGUUUGCAAGAUCUCCUGUGGUCGGCCUGAAGAUGCCUCGAAUGCCGACAUGGUCGUGGCCGGGACAAUUGAGGGAGACUCUGUGAGGUACAGCUGUCAUCCAGGGUACGAGAGGACGACGGGUAACCUGGAGCGGUGGUGCGUGUCGGACGGGCGGUGGAGCGGCGAGCCCCCGCGGUGUAUGAAACAGUGUGAUGACCCCGGCAUGCCGGCACAUGGCUCACGACUCUGGGAAGGAGAGCCACAGCGGGAGGGCUCUGCUGUCGUCUAUCGAUGCAACCCUGGGUACGAGCUUGUUGGGGACGAGAGGAGGGAAUGCCAGUCCUCUGGGGACUGGACGGGAGAACUGCCCCAGUGUGUCAUGGCAACAACCUGUGACGAUCCCGGCGACGUAGCUAACGCGGACAGGAGCGUGAUAGGAUCGGAACCGCCGACGUUCCUGACCGGGACAAGGGUAGUCUUCAGCUGCCGCCCUCCCCGCCGGAUCGUCGGACAAGCCGAGAGGAGAUGUCUGUCCAACGGCACCUGGACCGGCCAUCAGCCCGUCUGUACCAAAUUCGCAGUGUGCCAGGAUCCUGGAACCCCUCUGAAUGCCAUAAGAAAGAUUCUACCACCUGCACAGGGUCAGUCUGGCACACCCAGAAGGAGAGUUAACAGUCGACUCCUGACUUUCUUCGGCCUGCGUCCCCUGAGUCACGUGCCCGCUGAGUCCCCGGCGCAGCCCUCCGCGGAGGGCUCGGGUGACGAUGCCGCUGGUGGCGACCCCGAGCCGCGGAACCUGCCUCCGGGUCACUACAAACUCCACACCCGCCUGGUGUACAGCUGCGAGUCCCAGUUCUACAAACUGUCCGGACCUUCUCAGAGAACGUGCCUGAGUCACGGGCAGUGGAGCGGCAGGCAGCCCACAUGUUUACCAGUUUGCGGCAAGAGUCCUGGCGCCAAGACUCCGUUUAUCUUCAACGGUAACGUGAGUGCGGAGGGGCAGUGGCCGUGGCAGGCAGCCAUUCUCAGGAACGUGCAGAACUCAACAGGGCACAUCUUCUUUUACCUGAUCUGUGGCGGCGCCGUCCUGAAUGACGAGUGGAUCAUCACGGCUGCGCACUGUGUGACCUUCCCCGACAGUAGCGCUGUGAUCAACCUGGACAACAUCAAGGUCAAAUUGGGCAAGUUCUACCGCGACGAGGCGCUGGACGACGACUAUGUCCAGGAGUUUGAGAUUGCUGAGAUCCACGUCCAUCGGCAGUUUGAACCGUUCACGCUGGACAAUGACGUGGCCCUGCUCCGACUGUCUAAGAGAGCCACCCUGACGGACCGGGUCCGGCCUGUCUGCCUCCCCACAAGACAGACCACACAGAGACACCUGAGAGCCGGCUCGGAGGGAGUGGCGAUCGGCUGGGGCACCACAGAGACCGGGGAGGUGGCGGCACAGCUGAAGCACGCCCGUGUGCCGGUCAUCGACUCCGACACGUGUGAGGAAGCCUACGCCGAGAAGAAUAUCGGGCUGACGGUUACCAGGAACAUGUUCUGCGCUGGAUACGAGGAAGGAAAGGUUGACGCAUGUGCUGGCGACAGUGGCGGGCCCAUCGUGUUCCAGACCGGGGAGGGAGAAGAGAAGAGAUGGGUGUUGGAGGGGUUGGUGAGCUGGGGGAGCCCCGAGGGCUGCGGCUUGCCCAUGCAGUACGGCGGCUACGUCAAACUCUUCAAAUUUGUCCGCUGGAUAAAUAGCUUCAUUUGAUCCAUGGGAAUGCAUGAUCCAGGGAAGGGAGGGGGUAUGUUCGUGUACUCAGUACUCAUGGUUGGUUUAUACCUGAUGUCUAGGAAUAAGCACUACGGAUAACAUUCGGAUUCAAAACAGAUCGUUUAUUUUUCCAAGAAGGCACAUGUAGCAUCCAGAAUAAAAUGACGUCCUCAAUGUACGUAACAGCGUUUAUCAAUCGCACCAUGGAGAUAUUUUGAAGCUAGAGAAUAUCUUAAAAAUGUAGCUUUUCUCAUAUAGAACAAGCUGUACACAUAAUUUUUAUAUUCUUGCUCAAUAAAACACUACCAUGAUUUA
Molecule: messenger RNA, 2256 nt
Organism: Branchiostoma floridae (Florida lancelet)
Lineage: Eukaryota; Metazoa; Chordata; Leptocardii; Amphioxiformes; Branchiostomatidae
Product: clotting factor C-like
Exons: 11
Coding region: 253-1938 (561 amino acids)
Biological process (GO): proteolysis; complement activation
Cellular component (GO): extracellular region
Molecular function (GO): serine-type endopeptidase activity
Source: RefSeq, a predicted model, not a curated record